Protopterus annectens (West African lungfish) is the source of this 2685-nucleotide messenger RNA. RefSeq names its product ring finger protein, transmembrane 2 (gene RNFT2). Bases 80 to 1459 code for a protein of 459 amino acids. The transcript is spliced from 10 exons. NCBI's taxonomy places the organism in Eukaryota, Metazoa, Chordata, Ceratodontiformes, Protopteridae. Gene Ontology annotation, biological process: positive regulation of ERAD pathway. Gene Ontology annotation, molecular function: ubiquitin protein ligase activity. The record is from RefSeq and is a predicted model, not a curated record.
GAGCAGGGGAGGGGAAAAAGCAGUACAGUUUUUAUUACAUAAAAAUGCUAUAAGCAGUACAGCUGAACAAUGUGUGACAAUGGAAAAUAUAUCUACUGAGAGAAAUCACAUUCUUCUGCAAAUAAUAAUUCUAAAAAUGCAGCUGCUGAAGAAAAUGCAGAGGAGACAUAGCAGUAACACGGAUAGCCUCCCCCCAGAAAGAUCAAGAAGCCAAACAGUUGGUUCCGAGUCUAGUGUUGAUGAAGGUGGAGUUUUUGAAAGCCUGAAACCUGAAUCCUCCACUUCUCAGCAGCUUUUCUCAGGGCUGGCAGGACUUCAGUCUGCUUCUAUAACAGCUGCUCCCUUCCAGUCUGGUUUAGUACUGGGCUCAUCUGCCAGUGGAGGGGAGGUGUUCAUUCAGAUGACUCCUCCAAGAGAAGAAGGAGCCAUGCACCCUGAGGGCAUACCGUACCAUCACCAUCGACAGCACCAUCACCAUUUUCACCAUAGCCAUCAUCGGUCUUCACUUCUGCAUGUGACAGGGGACCGUCAUGGUAAUGCAGAAGACAGCAGUGAUGAGCCAGGGACUCCUGCACCUGCACUUUCAGAGCUGAAGGCUGUGAUCGCAUGGCUGCAGAAAGGCUUCCCUUUCAUCUUAAUUCUUUUGGCAAAAGUUUGCUUCCAGCAUAAGCUCGGUAUUGCAGUAUGCAUUGGAAUGGCAAGUACUUUUGCAUACGCCAACUCAACUCUGAAGCAUCAAGUGUCUCUAAGGGAGAAGCGGUCUGUGUUGGUGGUACUAUGGAUUUUGGCAUUCCUUGCUGGAAACACAUGUUAUCUGUACUACACUUUCAGCUCCCAGCAGUUGUAUAACAGUGUGAUCUUUCUGAAACCUAAUUUGGAUGGCCUGGAGUUUUUUGACCUGAUCUGGAUUGUUGGGAUCACAGAUUUUGUGCUCAAAUACAUUACAAUCUCUCUAAAGUGCCUGGUCCUCAUCUUGCCAAAAAUCACUUUAGCUGUCAAGUCAAAGAGUAAGUUUUACUUACUAAUAGAGGAAGCAAGUCAGCUGUUUCGCUCACUAGUUCCCAUCCAGCUGUGGUACAAGUACAUUGUGGGUGAAGAUCCAUCCAGCAGUUACUUCGUGGGAGGUGUACUCAUAAUACUCUACAGUCUUUGUAAGUCAUUUGAUAUCUGUGGCCGUAUUGAAGGUGUAAGAAAAGCAGUGAAAAUACUUUGCAGUUCACAGAACUGUGGUACUCGAGCCACCAGUCAACAGUGUAGUGAGGCUGGUGAUAUGUGUGCCAUCUGUCAGACGGAAUUUAGAGAUCCUGUCAUCCUCAUGUGCCAGCAUGUAUUUUGUGAGGAAUGCAUUUGCCUUUGGUUCGACAAGGAAAGGAACUGCCCACUUUGUCGCUGUGUGGUCGUAGAGACACUGCGUUGCUGGAAGGAUGGUACCACAUCUGCCCAUUUCCAGGUGUAUUAGUGAAGAACUGGUGUGGAAUGCUAGCUAUAUGCAGUUUAUCAUCUUUGGUACUUCAGUACAAAGGCAGACAGCAAGGUCUGCUUUAAGCAGAGAGACAUCUGAGACUGGCCUUUUAGAAAGUGCAACCUUUUAAAAACCUAGAUCAUUAUAAAACACGUGCUGAAUUUUUAAGUGUGACCCUGUGGGCAGCAGGAUUAAGCCUUGUUAAUGUCCAUACAGUUUUUAUUCAUUACACAGGCUUGUGACCAUUAAUGCAAGAAAAUAUGCAGUAUGUACUGAGAGUAUUGCAAUCUUAACACUGCUAUAUGAAGAAGCCCACUGCAACAUGAAAUUAAGCCUGUAUUAAAUAAUGUAGAUUUUCCUUAUGUUUCAUUCUCUGAUAAGAACAAUUUUAUUCAAGGCUAGUUUUCUAAGAUGGUUUGUGAACAGUGGAGAUUUUUAUUGGAUUAUUUAGGCUCAUUCAGUAAAAGAAUGUAAGGUGUGGAAAAAAAAAUCUCAUUCUGUGCAUGUCCCAAGCUUAUGCAUAACAGCAAAGGUUAGAACAUGGCUUUGAUUAAUUCAUUUUAGAGUAAGUUAAAAUGAACCACACUUUUUGUGGUGUAGAAAUGCUGAGUAACAUCAUUAAAGGAAACAUCUCUUUCUGGUAAACAGUCUGGCAUUGACCCCUGGUGGUUGUGGCCACAGAAUGAUGUCCAUAGACCUUUAGCUGGUUAUAGAGGCCUUUAGGGAUAUUACAGUUGUGGCUGUGCUGUUAGCCAUACUCUGUUAGCCAUAGCCCUUUACCUAUGAUGUCCAUAGACCUUUACUUGGUUAAAGAGGCCUUUUGGGAUUUUACAGGUGUGGCUGUGCUGUUAGCCAUAGCCCUUUACCUAUCUACAGAGGUCUUUUGGGAUAUUAUGAGGUGUGACUAUGCUGUUAGCCAUAGUCAGUCUCACUACAUGCUUUUGCACUAUAAUAAUUAAUUGUAAAUGGCGCCAGGACAUCAACGAGGCCACAGCAAUUUGAAGUGUAACAUUUGUUACAGAGUUUUAUACACUCAUGGUCAAGCACAUGGCUCUAUAUUACAGAACUGAAACGGCAAAACAUUGACAGCCGUUUCAUCGACCCCAAAAUACCAAACUACAAGUUACGCUAACAGCCAGAUGAGAGUUUUUUCCUAGGGAAAAAAAAAACAAUUGGCUGUUGCCAUGAAUUUGCCCUUUUCCCCACUGUAGUGCAAUCUCAAA